ACUGUGUAACUCACUACGUUAACAAGACCACCGACUGACUGUCCUUUGGCUGUUAUUGAAAACCGGUGUCGUGCAAGGGACACCGGCGAAUGCUUUAGCCUGAAAUGUGUUAGCUUGCUGUUUAUUCUGGGAACAUGGUUGUUGACCUGUUUACAUGACCAGGCUGGCGGCGGAGCCUCUAAUGACAUAUGGCGUUGUUGAUUAGUCCAGUGAGGUUAGCAGCAAGCUAGCGGGCCGUUGUCAGCCAGGACCCAGAAAAGCAGCAUCAUCAUCAAUGGUGUGUCUACAUCCCGGAGCCGUCACAUUUUCCUGUGUCCGCUCAAUGAACCAUCUCCUCAGCUCUCAUCAAAGCUGCACAUGUAUGGCGUUUGUGAAGCUUGGAGGGGAGUUUUGCCAAGCCCAGCACCUGCUGCUUAUUGUGGACAAGUGAACAAGAGACACCAGGCGCAAACACUGCCAUUCACGCUCACAGGUCCCCACUGCCAUCCUGUUGAAACCAUAUGAAGACAAACCAACCUUCAGCCUGUCACCUGUCCUGGGGAGUAGAGGGAGCCAUUGGCUUUAUCCAAGCUUCCUCACAGCUUUUCUCCUUUCCUGCUGUGUCUUUCUUCUUCUACUCUGAUUCAAACAAGUCUUCUCUGAAUGGGCUAACAGAUUUGAAAGAAAGGAAGGACAGAUCUUUGUAUCGUCUUCAUUUUUUUUCCUCUGGACCCCGAGUGUCUUCCCUGCCAGUCUUUUUGACCCCACUCUGCUAGAUCGAAAUUUUAGUUUUUAACCAAGCCAAGUUUAGUUUUUCCUUCGUUGCCAAGAAAGGUUUUGAUUCCCUCCGGCCCCCUAUUUUUUUCACCAAGAAAUUUGUCUUGUCUUUUUAGUUUUUUAUUCAGACUACGUUUUGUCACCAAAGGAAUAGGAUAUUUAUGUUUUAUUCCCAUAAAUCAUCAGUUUUAUUUUUAAACAAUUGGGAAACUUUCACUUUGGUUCCUGUCUGUUACUCCUUUUUUUGAAACACAGUGCUCUUCUGAUCUUUUUUUCUUCUAUUAACAAACCUUUGUGGGUCUAAAAAUGAACCGACCGGCUCCAGUGGAGAUCUCUUAUGACUGUCUGAGAUUCCUCAUUACGCAUAACCCCACCAAUGCACAACUGGGAAGGUUUAUAGAGGAUCUGAAGGCAUUUGGAGUAAACACCUUGGUGAGAGUGUGUACUGCUACAUAUGACAAAACACCAGUGGAACAAGAAGGCAUACACGUGCUGGAUUGGCCAUUUGACGAUGGUUCUGCCCCCCCAGACCAGGUGGUUGAUGAUUGGCUGAGUCUCCUGCAGACAAAGUUUAGAGAGGAGCCUGGCAGCUGUGUGGCUGUGCACUGUGUUGCUGGACUAGGACGAGCUCCGGUGUUGGUGGCGCUGGCUCUAAUUGAGUGUGGGAUGGAAUAUGAAGAUGCUGUUCACUUCAUAAGACUGAAGCGCCGUGGAGCGUUCAACUCCAAGCAGCUGCUUUACCUGGAAAACUACAAACCUAAACUGUGUCUGCGCUCCAAAGAUGCAAACGGACAGAGCUGCUCCAUACAGUAGGAAUCUACAACCCCACACAUCUUCAUAGGAGACUUUCAUCUUUUGAUGUUAAUUGGAAAGUUGACAUGUUUGGGUAAAAUAUAUAUUUUUUUUGGUAUUAUUAAAACAUGAAAUUUAUUCAAAGCGCUUCAUGUAUUUCCGAAAUGUCAAGGUCCUUACGUCAAAGUUCUGGAAAUCUUCUAAAAACAUAGACAGACAACUUCUGCUUUUACAUCAAAAAUUUACCUAGAAAGUGGAGGUGUUAAAAGGUUUAAUUUCUGCUUCCUGGUCUGUAACUUGGAUAUUUAGCAAAAAUACACAAAUACUUAGCCCAUUAAAAGUAAACCCAACAGUUAAACAGAAUUCAUUUUAACUGUCAGCAUCACUGUGAAAUCAAAAGUUGAAAACAUUUAUUCCAAAGGCUACGCUUGGAAAUCCUUGUUACAAGUGCAGCAGCUACAAUAAAUGCUGUUGAUGACAAUAGACAGAUUUCAAACUUUGACAUUGGGAUCAGACAUUGAAAAUUAAGUGUCAGUAGCAAAGUAUGUUUGACAGUUGAUUAAUUUUUGCGAUGUUAAAGUGGCCUGCAGCUUGAUAUUUGUUUUCUACGCUACAACACUACAAAUGCUGAAUAAAUAGUCGGCAGUAUGUGCUUUCAAGAGGCUUGCUGGUUUAUUGCACAUCAAUCCACACAGCGGUUUAGACUGAUUUGUUAAAUCCAGUCUUUCCUCACUGGCCAAAUCAAUGUCCUGCAGCCAGAAUGUGGCGCAGAAGGUGACAUGAGGGAAAAAUAUACAGUGUUUAUGUUGAUUUGCUUAAAAAUUAGAAUUUUAAAAGAUUUUUUUAACAAAAUGUGCCCUCAGUUUGAUGCCAAUAUAACAUAUGCUGUAUUAAACAACACUACAAUCAACUUACCCACUGUAAGCUGUAGACGCACAGCCUGCUUCUCUAGAACAAACAAACUUGAGCUGGCUGUAAAUAAAUUUGACACUGUCCUUUGUAAUGUCACCGUGGCAUUACGAAGGACAACAUGUUUAAACAUCAGUGGGUGAAUGUAUUCAUAAAUCACUACUUUAUGGUUUUGAUAGAUUGUACUGUUUACAUUAGCUAAUAAGUGUAAAGAACACAAAUAAAACCCUCAAUAAAUAGUAAUUAAAAUAUUGGUACUUCAUUGGCCACACAAUGUUGAGCAACAUAGUGCAUGAUGGGUUGGCAGCAUACAGUAUGUGAUAUUAGUCUUCCAACAGUUUAGCAUAGAUUAUAUUAGGUGGUAAUUGGGUGAAUACAGUCUGGAAUGUACUGUUGAAUGAUAGUAGGCUCCAUGCAAACACAUGAGCAUGAACUAUUUAAGAUGGUAGAGAAAUGAGCCAGCAUUUAACAAAGUGAGCUUUAGUCAUACAAACGUAGUUCAUUUUGGUGCCCCAGGUGUCAUUACUGAACAGUUAAACGUACUAAUGGGACAAUCUCCCGAAUACUUCGUAUAUUCCUAUUACAACCACCAUAGAACAGGACUGUGGAGCCAACAUGGCUGCCACUGAAAACUGAGUGGCCAUAGUUCUUGUCUAUCUCCGGCUCUGUACGUAACUUAGCUGUCUGGUCAGCUGCUGUGUUUGUAAAAUGCUGUUGGUCUUUGUGAUCUUAUAAUUUUUUCUAUAGGUUUUUAUUUUCUUUCCCUGUACCUUUAUCUGUUUGUACUGGUUAUGUUUAUUUAUUCAUUCCACAGUGUUUCUUUGUGAAAUGUCUGUCUGCUUGAACAAAUCUGUUAGUCUUCUUGGAAAAAUUAAAGUGUUUAGUACCAUAACUUCUGCUUGUCGCAGAAACUAUUUUGAAAGGCAUCCUAAUUGUA
Molecule: messenger RNA, 3394 nt
Organism: Micropterus salmoides (largemouth bass)
Lineage: Eukaryota; Metazoa; Chordata; Actinopteri; Centrarchiformes; Centrarchidae
Product: protein tyrosine phosphatase type IVA 2-like
Exons: 8
Coding region: 1063-1569 (168 amino acids)
Biological process (GO): protein dephosphorylation
Cellular component (GO): nucleus
Molecular function (GO): protein tyrosine phosphatase activity
Source: RefSeq, a predicted model, not a curated record